Molecule: messenger RNA, 1251 nt
Organism: Lathyrus oleraceus (garden pea)
Lineage: Eukaryota; Viridiplantae; Streptophyta; Magnoliopsida; Fabales; Fabaceae
Product: zinc finger BED domain-containing protein RICESLEEPER 2
Exons: 2
Coding region: 1-1251 (416 amino acids)
Molecular function (GO): DNA binding
Source: RefSeq, a predicted model, not a curated record
AUGGAUGAACAUGCAUCUAGUAUUAUUGAGGAAGAAGGUUUUCAUUUUAUGAUGAAGUAUUCUAAUAUUUCAUAUGAGAAAAUUAGUCGGAAGACAUUGAAGAAUGAUUGUAUUGCUGUUUAUGAAGCUGAAAGAAAAAAGUUGAAGUCUACUUUAAGGACAAAACGCAUUCUUAGUUUUGUUCAUGUUCCUCCUCCUCGGCGUGGUGUUGAUAUUGUUGAUGCUAUCUUCAAAUGUCUUAAAGAUUGGGGUAUUGAAAAUAAAAUAUUUAGUGUGUCAGUGGAUAAUGCACAUUACAACGAUAGAUGUUUGAAAGAGUUAAAAAUUCUGAUUUUAAGGCACCGGAAAUUAGUGUUAGAUGGAAAGUUAUUUCAUGUGCGUUGUUGUGCGCAUAUACUAAAUUUGCUUGUUCAAGAUGGUAUUGGGAAAAUAGCAAAAAUAGUUGAAGACGUGCGUGAAAGUGUGAAGUUCAUCAAUCAGUUUGAAGCAAGGUUGCAAACAUUCUCACAAAUAGUUCAACAACUAAAGCUUGGUGGUAAAAAAUUAAUUCUUGAUUGCCCUACUCGUUGGAACUCCACCUAUCAAAUGUUGUCAGUUGCAAUGCAGUUCAAAGAAGUCUUCCCUCGUUUUCAAGAUCGAGAACCAAGCUAUACAACUCUUCCAGAUGAUGAUGAUUGGGAAAAGGUUGAAAAAGUUUCCAAGUUGCUAGAGGUAUUUAAUGUUGUUACAAAUAUUAUUUUAGGUAGUGAAUAUCCAACUGCUAACUUAUAUCUUGCUGAGGUAUUUCGAAUCAAACUAGUUUUAGAUCAAGCUAUCCAAGAUGAAUCUGAUUUUAUGAAAGAAAUGGCAAAAGCGAUGAAGGGAAAAUUUGACAAAUAUUGGAGUCAAUGUAAUCUUGUUAUGUCGCUUGCUUCUGUUUUGGACCCUAGGAUCAAAAUGAUGGGUGUUAACAUGUGUUUUCCCUUAAUUUAUCCGGAAGUUGAAGCUAGAAAAAAUAUAGAAAAUGUGCGUAUCACGCUUGAUGAUAUGUACAAAGAGUAUGCUGAUAUACUUAGUGAGCAUAGUGAAGAAGGAUCUAGUAGAAGUGGUGUUGAUCAAAAUGAGCUUAUUUUGGAGUCACAAAAAUCCUCAGGGUGGUCAUUGUUAAUGAAUUAUGUCGAAGAACAACAAGCAAUUCCUGCUGUAAAAUCUGAAAUUGAAGAGUAUUUGAAUGAGCCAACUUACAAACCUAAAGAUAACGGCCAUAUGUAA